Messenger RNA from Nicotiana tabacum (common tobacco), 893 nucleotides. The record is from RefSeq and is a predicted model, not a curated record. NCBI's taxonomy places the organism in Eukaryota, Viridiplantae, Streptophyta, Magnoliopsida, Solanales, Solanaceae.
AUGGCUGCUUCUACAAGUGUGACUAGUCCUCAUAGGAAGAUGUCUGGGAGGAGAGCUAAGACUUCUGGUUGGGCUGCAUUUGACCAUAACGAGAGACGGAAGCAACAAGGUCUUGAGCCAGAGCCUGAAACAGAAUCCUUCCCGCUCUUAUCCGUUCCUCCCACUUCCUUAAGUGUUCCAUCUCAAAGCAUCACAAAGAAUAGUGGAGCAGUGCUAGAGAAACCUUUUUCAUCCCUGCUGCGACCAUCUGUAAGUUUUCCAUCCUUAAUGGCUACUGAAGGGUCUGAUGCCAAUCAAAUACAAGUUGGCAAUUCUCGUCUCAACCAGAGUGAUGGUUUUAUCAAAGAAAGAGGUUUUCUUGAGGUGUGUCAAAAGCUUAAGGAGCUCCACCCAUGGGCUGAUGACACCUUGAUUACAGAUGUCAUGGCUGGUGUAAAUGAUUUCAAUACGGCCUUAACAUUGUUGGAAGCAAUGAUAUCUCCUGAUCAUACAUACGUUGCGCAUGACAACAGAAAAACCAAGGGAUUUGAUAUUGACAAUUUUUUAACCCCAAAAGAAGCAAAUACUCCCUGCGUGCAAAAGUUUAAAGAAGGAGAGACAGAUACUAAAGGUGUGAAGUCUAAUAAUGAGGCUCCUCUCACGAAUAAUAGUAACUUUGCUGCUAAUAAAGGUGCGACAUUGACCGACAGCGUGAAUCUGGAUGACUUGAGUCAUGUGUUCGUUAAGUGUCUUCAGAGCAACAGUCAAGAACUAAUAAACAACUUUGUUUCUAAUGAGAACAAACUGCAUUUUGAUGGAGCAGCGGAGGGUAUGGAGUUUAUACCAGUUGAGCCUGAGUGGGAAGAGGAUGAUAUUUACUCAAUCCAUCGGAAGGACGCGAUGAAAAUGACGAG